GCCAAAUCCCAUAACCAUAACCAAUGUAUAGAUAGAUGUUGACUGUCCCAACAUGGCCGAUGAUGUUGGUCGGGUACGUGGUCCGUGGGUCCAUGAGUACGUCAUUCUCUAGGACUGUGGUCACGUGCUACAUCUUUCCCUGGGGAGCACUUCCGGUAGCGUUUCCUGUGUUUGUAAACUGAGAAAAACUGUACGUCCGACAAGAUACACUGAUCGGCAAACACCAGAGACAGGAAGGCGUGAGCCCCCCGAUGUGUGGGGUUUGUGAGGGUCUGUUAUCACACACCCCACCAUCUAUCCCCACGUGACGUGUCCUCUCCCCCUAACACACGCACACACUCUCACCACGGCGAUGUCACACCAUCCCAACAACUCAGUCCGAGACCAUAUGAAAUGGGCUGGGUUGCUGGGCUGUGAGGCGGUGCUGUCCAGCAUGGCGCUCAUGCAGGCCAACUCCAUGUCCGGCCACAAGAAGAUGGUGACGCCGCUGGGACCCGGCCAGAGGGAGAACCAGGAGGGCCACCACAGCCACGGUCAUGGUCAUGGACACGGCCACGGUCACGGACAUGGCCACGGCCACAGCCACAUGGUGCUGCCCUCUGGAGUCAGCUGCUCGCCCGUGGUGAGACAGCCGCAGAACGCAGAGCAUAUGAUCCGUAAAGACGGGGAGUUCCACUCGUCUCGAUUGCUGGACGAGAAGGACAUGCGUGCCAGCCAGAGCCAAAACAUGCAGCCCAAGAAGAAGCACCGCAAGUCGGGCACACCCAACAAACUGCGAGAGAAACCACAGUGUGUUGUUCAGAUUGAGGUGCCUGACAUCAGUGACGAUCUAAGCAAAGUCCAGAAGAACUUCAUCUGUGAACACUGCUAUGGCGCUUUCCGCAGCAGCUACCACCUGAAGCGCCACAUCCUCACACACACAGGGGAGAAGCCAUUUGGGUGUGAUGUGUGUGACAUGCGGUUCAUCCAGCGCUACCACCUAGAGCGGCACAAGCGGGUUCACAGUGGCGAGAAACCCUACCAGUGUGACCGCUGCCACCAGAACUUCUCUCGUACGGACCGGCUGUUGCGGCACCGCCGCCUGUGUUCAGUGGGCAUUGCGAAGGAGGAGAACCAGUCGUGUUGCGAGGGCCGGCCGUACUCCCAGGAGGCUCCGCCACAACACACGGCCACAUGGAGCCCCUUACAGUCCCCCAACGGGCGCCUGGCCGUCUGAUCUCCAGCUCUGCACCGCCAGUCGGCCGGCCAGCUUGUCUGUCUGUCUGUGUUCCCCACCAGCCCAUCCCUCCAUCCAUCCAUCCCUCCAUCCAUCCAUCCCUCCAUCCAUCCAUCCCUCCUGAUCUGACAGCACAGGACUGCAGGGAAUUAGUCCAUCAAUGCCACACACACACACACACACAUUCACUAUCACACACACGAAGCUCUGUACACUGGAACAGACCAGGCCUGCUGACUGCGCUGGGUGAACUGGGGCAGAUACACUAGACUCACAUAGACUGCUGUUGUGUCAGUCUCUCCUGCCUCAUAUCCAGACUGAGGGACAAUGGAGACUUUUCUACUUGUUGUAAUGAACAUCGAAAAAAAAGUGUUUUUCUUUCUCUAGUUUGUUACAUAGUUGGUACUGAAACUAGAUUUGGAUGGGCUUAGUUGUGUUGUCUCACCAUGGCAAUAAUGUAUUCUCUUAUUAAACUGUAAGAUAAUGAUGUUUCUGUUGGAUGCUCUGUCGAAGAAUGUUCCAGAGCAUCCUUCAGCAGACUUAUGGGAGACUCCUAUGUGUCUGUGUCCUAAGACUCCGUGCACUGGACGGGUCUCUAGACACAUGGGCGAAAGUCCACAGCUGCGUGAUGUUCCACGACUCACCACCACAAUGAGAGGAGUAAGAACCUGCUGAACGCUCAGUGUGAAAAAGUGGCCUUUUCACUGUUUUUAAUCUUUUUUUCCCUCCUCCAUUUCUGGUCAUGUUGGCUGUGAUCCAUUUGCUCUUAUAGAAAUGUUUGUAGAUCCAGUUCUCUACUGUGAUUAGACACAAUAUUAAUGUUCGAUCAUCAUAAGUGUCGGACAGAAUCUGUUUUUACAUGGACCGCAACCAAACAGUCAGUAGGCUCAGUUGACCUGCCAAGUGCCAUUUCAUUACUGUGUUUAGUGCUUAUUCCAGCCCCAGCCCUUCAGAUUACCCAGGCAACUGUGGUAGCUUCAUGUCUCUGCUUGGCACACAAGUCCCUGUAAUUUAGGGUCAUUUCUUUUUAAGGCCAGAGAUCAGAAACUUGGGCUGACAAGUUGCUUUUUUUUUUGUUCUUAAUGUGGAUGUGUCAUUGGUCAAGGAAGGUGGUAAAGGCCUGGUGCUGCUGUAGGGCUACACACCUGAAUCUCAAGUACUGUGUGUCAGGUUUUUUUUUUUUUUUUAAGCACUGGAUUCAUGAAGCCAAAAGUAGAGGAACAGAUUGUUAUUUAGUACUUUUGAGUAGGUAUCAUCUUCCUCUUAGAGGAUGGCUUUUUACUUGAGGCCAGUUGUUUCCUGGAUCAGUGUUGUAUUAAGAGGUCAAAUUAGGUCGCUUACCAGGAGAUUGGCUUUAGCUCCUUCCUCUGACCAUAGGCAGUUUUUGUACCUGCUGAAUUUAAGUUAAUAUAUAUAUUUUUUUAAUUUUCAAAAAAAGUUCUUAGGAAAGUUGUAGUAUAGAAUAGCAAGCGAGGAUUCAUUUUUUUCCCUCUCUAAAGAAGUAGUUUUGCAUGAAGUUUUGGUCCUCUGGCCUAUACCACAAAGUUUUUUUUUUAAAUAAGAAAAUGGGUAAACAUUUGUUUUGUUAGAAAAAAAAAUGCCUGUUUUAUUCUUUUUUUUUUAUUCGUCCUAAACAAAUGAAGUUAAUGAUGACCCUAGAGUAGUGAGUGGAGAAUUAGGGCCCAAUCAAUAAACUAAAUAAAGUGUUUUUUUUUUUUUAA
This is a messenger RNA of Alosa alosa (allis shad), 2937 nucleotides long. It is a transcript of the gene znf740b, whose product is annotated as zinc finger protein 740b. Bases 353 to 1216 code for a protein of 287 amino acids. The record is from RefSeq and is a predicted model, not a curated record. NCBI's taxonomy places the organism in Eukaryota, Metazoa, Chordata, Actinopteri, Clupeiformes, Clupeidae. Gene Ontology annotation, molecular function: DNA-binding transcription factor activity, RNA polymerase II-specific; RNA polymerase II cis-regulatory region sequence-specific DNA binding. Gene Ontology annotation, cellular component: nucleus. The transcript is spliced from 7 exons. Gene Ontology annotation, biological process: regulation of transcription by RNA polymerase II.